AUGAGUGAAAUUAAGAAAGAAACACCCGUGGUAAAGAAAUCAUUGGCUGCAGCUAGCUCAGAGUAUUUUUCCGAAGAAAUUGAAGAAAUGACAAUCACCUCCGAUCACCCCAAAGACAAGGAACAACAAUACCCACCUCCGGUCAACACCGAUAACCACUAUGAACAACCACGUCACGUGAACCACCACCACCGUGAAGAACCACCUUUCUCUCCUCUUCCACCUCCCUUCGAUCAGUUUCGAAGUUACAGAGAAAUAUCGAUUCACCUUACUCACCUCCUCCUCCACCUUAUCCGCCUCAACCACCAGAACGUCGCUUGCCACUACUGUGAUGACGAUUCUUCUCUACCACCAACUCCAAACGCCAAUGGCUACAACCAAAAACCACCUGAUACCUUUGAUUACUACCUUGCCGACAUCAACCGUCUUGCACCACCAACACAACCUUCCCACCAUGUCUCUCCUCAGUGUAGCCACCAUAGCCUUCCCAUUCCUCCGAUUAUCUGCUCACACACUAACCACCAAAACCCCACAAAUUAUACGGACAAUAAAUCCACAUUUCGGGUGUAUACAAAGGCGAAAACAGAUUACUCUCUCACUAUCCGUAAUGGAAAAGUGAUUCUUGCUCCAACCAAUUCUUCUGAUCUUCACCAGCAUUGGAUCAAAGACGAUAAACUUGAUAGUCGCAUUAAUGAUGAAAAGGGCAAACCCGCUUUUGCCUUGGUCAACAAAGCCACAGGAGAGGCUAUGAAAUUCUCUAUCGGUGAAACUUAUCCGGUUCAGCUGAAGAAAUACAAUCCGGAUGAAGUCGACAUGAGUGUUCUUUGGAGCCAGGGCAAUGACUGCGGUGAUGGUUAUAGGGCAUUAAAGAACUUGGUGGCGUCCAUGAUGGAACGAAAGUUGUUUUGUGGAAAUGGAACGAAGGUGAUAACCAAAAGUGGAUCAUAUUCCCGUAUUGAUUUGUGUGAGUGA
Lactuca saligna is the source of this 972-nucleotide messenger RNA. NCBI's taxonomy places the organism in Eukaryota, Viridiplantae, Streptophyta, Magnoliopsida, Asterales, Asteraceae. The record is from the annotation of a GenBank genome assembly.